Messenger RNA from Aethina tumida (small hive beetle), 1464 nucleotides. RefSeq names its product L-2-hydroxyglutarate dehydrogenase, mitochondrial-like. NCBI's taxonomy places the organism in Eukaryota, Metazoa, Arthropoda, Insecta, Coleoptera, Nitidulidae. Bases 11 to 1330 code for a protein of 439 amino acids. The record is from RefSeq and is a predicted model, not a curated record. The transcript has 3 exons. Gene Ontology annotation, molecular function: (S)-2-hydroxyglutarate dehydrogenase activity; (S)-2-hydroxy-acid oxidase activity.
UGACGUUGAAAUGUUCAUCUUACAAUUUGUUAAACAUCUGAGAAGAAAAUACUCCUUUUUCUCACCCCAAUUAAGCCAUGAAGCAUAUGACUUAGUUGUAAUAGGAAGUGGAAUUAUUGGAAUGGCUAUUUCACGACAAAUUCUCAACGAAAAUCCAAAUAUCAAAAUAGUAGUGGUGGAAAAAGAAUCUGAACCAGGUUUGCAUCAAUCCUCACAUAACAGCGGAGUAAUCCAUUCGGGUAUCUAUUACAAACCUGACUCCUUAAAGGCCAAACUAUGUGUGAAAGGUUCAAACAUGAUUUUAAACUAUUGCCAGGAGAAAAAUAUUCCUUAUUUACCAUGUGGGAAACUGUUACCAGCUAAUUCACGUUGCGAAAUCAAGGAACUAGAGGCCCUUUAUCAAAGGGGUCAAGAAAACUGUGUGCCAGGCUUGGAAAUGAUCAAAAGCAAGUCGCGGAUUGAACAGAUACAGCCAGAUUGCCAAGGAGUACAGGCGUUGUGGUCACCAAAUACUGCUAACGUUGAUUGGAGUAUUAUAACGAAGCAUUUUUUGAAUGACUACCUUUCUUGUGGAGGAAACAUAAAAUAUAACUUUGAGGUCCUAGAUAUUAAAGGCUCCCCUUCAACAGAAUUUCCAAUAGAAGUUGGAUCAAAAAAUCAAUCGAUUUUCACAAAAUAUUUAGUGUGUUGUUCGGGCGUCCAGUCAGAAAACCUAUCGAGUUUCUUCAGCCCCUUACACAAAGGCAAGAACGUUUCAUUUCGUGUGCAAUACUUGUUGAUGAACGACAAUAACAACUGCCAAGUAAGAACAAAUAUUUAUGAAGUGCCCGAUCCUAAAGCCCCAUUCUUGGGCAUCCACUUAAGCCCCACCACCGACGGUAAAACUCUCCUUGGACCUUCCGCAUUGCCAGCUUUCGGACGGGAGGGUUACAGCUCCGUCGACCUGAAUUUAACCUACAUCAAAGACAUGCUCUUGUACUCCGGCUUCCAAAAGAUGAUCGUCAAGAACAUUCCAAAGUGUGCGGUUCAAUUAGCCAAAAGUUUUUGCGUUGAAGUGCAACACAUGCAGCUGAAGAAGCUUGUUGGAACUCUCAGACUGGAGGAUAUCAAGCCUGGACCUGUGGCCGUACAAAGUCAGCUAAUAGAUGAAGAUGGCCAUUUUGUGGACGAUUUUGUUUUCGAAUUUUUUGAAGGAGAAGGUCUGAGUAGUAGGAUCAUAAACUGCAGGUUUUUGCCCAGUCCCGCGGCAACCUCUAGUAUGGCAAUUGCCAAAUUGGUCAGCGCCGUAUUUUCAAAUCAGUUUGAAAGGAAUGCCAGACAAUACAAUUGAAUUUUUCUUUUAUUCUUAUGAUUAAAAAAUUAUUCAAAUGAAUUUAAUUGUUCAGUUAAGAGGAUCUAAAAUUUAAAUUUAUUUGGUGUGAAUAGAUAUUUCAAUACUUACCUUAAAACUAAUUAUAAAUUAUC